AUGGCGUUUGUAACUCCAGUUAUUAAUUCUACUCUGGUCAUUCAAGCAGCACGAAGUUAUCAACCGUGUUUUCAACAACGAACGAAUCAACAAAAUCAACAGAAUCGUGCCCAGAGGCCUGCACAAUUUAAUCUAAUUCCAAUUAUCUAUACAAAAUUAUUUCCUGCUUUAAUUCAUAAGAAUUUGGUGCAAACAAGAACUCCACCAUUUGUUGCGAAAGAGCUUCCGUGGUGGUAUAAAACUGAUCAACAUUGUGCAUUCCACCAAGGAGCACCUUGCCAUGAUAAUGAAAAUUGUUUCACUUUGAAAGCCGAGGUAAGGAGGUUAAUGCAAAGUGGCAUCUUGUCAUUUGAAGACUCCAAUCCCAAUGUACAAGUUAAUUCACUACCCAAACAUGGCAAUACAACUGUGAAUAUGGUCGAAGGAUGUCCAGAAAAGUACGAUGUUUUUGACGUCAAUCUAAUCAGAAGAUCCUUGGUUGAAAUGCAUGCUGCUUUAUGUGAAUUAAGAUAUUAUGAGCAUGACCAUGAUUCUUGCCAUGUUUGUUCUAGAGAUCCCCGAGGAUGUAUUGUUGUGAAAAGAGACUUGCCAGAGAUGCUGGACCAGAACCUUAUUCAGGUUACGAGGGAUAGAAAUGAAGGUGAGCAUGAGGCGAGUGUUAUUAUUCCCCGUUUUAACAUCCCAGAACCAGUUGUAAUUGCGUAUAAUGGUAAAAAGUAUAUUGUUUCUCUGUUGGUUAUUCGUUUGGCGGGUCGUACGCCUUACGAGUCUGAUAAAGUUAUACCUUACAAGUAUAAUGCUACUAUGGUGGAACACAACAAAGAGGUGCAUAUUCCUUCUUUUUCGGCUAUUGUGAACAUUUUUGAGGUAAGUGGUGUGACCCGAAGUGGUCAGGUAUUUGUUGUUGCAGCUCCUAAGAUGACUGAAGAUGUUGUGAUAGAGAAAUCAACCCAAGAGAAAGCUCUUAUUAUACAACUUGGUCAGUCCAACAGUGUGAAUCAGAAUGUUGAUCAAGAUGAAAUGCUGAAAUUAAUCAAGAAGAGUCAUUUCAAUGCGGUGGACCAGUUGUUGCACAAUCUGUCCAAGAUAUACGUCCUAUCUUUAUUGAUGAGUUCAGAAGCUCACCGAGAGGCUUUGCAGAAGGUCCUAGAGAAGGCUUAUAUGGACCACAACAUGACGAUUGAUCAAUUUAAUGGUAUUGUGGCCAAUAUUACCGCAUGUACUCCGAUGAGAUUCAGUGGAGUUGUUGUGAAGGUCUUCGAUGGCUCGAGGAAGACUGUAAUUGGGGAGGUUGAUCUCCCAAUAAAGAUAGAAGCUAAAGUUUAUGAAGAAUGGAAAGUUAGUGAUAUGGGUGGAAAGCAGGCCAUGUUGGUGAGCCAUCUCUCUUCAUUUUCAUACAUUGAUGCCGACGAAGCUGAGGGGACGUUGUUUCAAGCUCUUUCUGUUGAUAAUAUUAUUGAUAAGAAGAAUGGUGAAUCCAUGUCAUCCUUGAAGGAUGCCCAACAUGUGUUGAAGAAUGAUCAAUCUACUAAGUGGGGACAAAUUUUUGAGCUUCCCAAGAAUAGGAACAUAUCUGGUUUUGGUUUUUCACCUGGUGAAACUCGAAGAGAUUUGAAUCGAAUCCAAGAAGUGUUUCAUAGUUCUGGUUUUAAUCAUUCCAAAGAUCACUCUGCUGCCAUAAUUUUAGAAGACGAUGAAGAGCAAGGAGUGUCAAACUUUGUGACACGUGGAUCGAUAUGCCAAAACUAG
Messenger RNA from Lathyrus oleraceus (garden pea), 1749 nucleotides. RefSeq lists its product as uncharacterized. The coding region runs from base 1 to 1749 and encodes 582 amino acids. NCBI's taxonomy places the organism in Eukaryota, Viridiplantae, Streptophyta, Magnoliopsida, Fabales, Fabaceae. The transcript is spliced from 3 exons. The record is from RefSeq and is a predicted model, not a curated record.